Messenger RNA from Culex quinquefasciatus (southern house mosquito), 4383 nucleotides. It is a transcript of the gene ken, whose product is annotated as transcription factor Ken 2. Bases 1226 to 3454 code for a protein of 742 amino acids. The transcript is spliced from 8 exons. The record is from RefSeq and is a predicted model, not a curated record. NCBI's taxonomy places the organism in Eukaryota, Metazoa, Arthropoda, Insecta, Diptera, Culicidae. Gene Ontology annotation, biological process: regulation of transcription by RNA polymerase II. Gene Ontology annotation, cellular component: nucleus. Gene Ontology annotation, molecular function: protein binding; DNA-binding transcription factor activity; RNA polymerase II cis-regulatory region sequence-specific DNA binding.
GUCGUUGCGCUGAACACGUUCAGGCCCGACUCCUACCUCAUCUACGGAAAUCAGAAAAGUAGUCGAGAGUAGACAGCCGUUAGGUGAUCACACGCGGCGCGCGGGCUCCGAGCGGAAAAAAAGUUUUGUUGAUUUGGCUGGUUGGUUCAGAGGAGGUUUCCGAGGAACCCCUGGUCUCGAGUUUCGGAACCGUUCUCGGUGAGCUUCCGUCGUCUAGGGCGGUAUUGUUCUGCGGAAGCGCCUGGCAGCAGUGUAGCGUGAUCAGCUCAAGACACAGUGGAGAACAACAGCGUGUACUUAAGAACCCAUUGGUUCUGGGGAUCGUAGCAGGCGAAGUGGUAGCAGCAGGUGCGAACGCGCCUACUUCUCUUAGUGUUCAGUGGUGCAAUACAGCUAACGUUAGCCAAAAUGACGUUUCGAAGCGAUCUUCCCGAGGGUGUCAGCUGGAUAGCUGGAUGAUACGCGCGAAGAAACAGUCACAGGUGUGUUGUGGUGAACAGUGCAAGUACAGAGCGUGUAACGCGCGCAACAACAGUGAUCGGGAACAGUGAGUAGAACGUGAAGUGACAAAACACACAACAGUGUCAGCAGUGCGCAACGCGCUGAAUCGUUACGCAAAAGGCGGAAAACCAGUUUCUCCAGCAAAAGGAAAAGUGAGAAGUAAUUCAAGUUGUUGAUUUUUCGGGGUUCGGGCUGUUUCGUUGAUUUGGUGGAUGUUGUUGGGUACUUGGCAGAGCGUACAAUCGAUUGUAAAAAACAAAGAGGAAAAGCUCAAGAAAAAAAUAAUAAAAAAAAGGUUACGGAAUCGAGAGUUGGCGGAGCAGAGGAAGAAGCGCAAGCAAAGCGCUGUGCAGAGCGGCGCGCGCGCGCGAAGAAGUGUUGAAGCAUAACUUACGCCGCGGACGGACGGACGGAUGGCGAAGAAGAGCCUACAAGCAAACUAGAUCCGGAUUCGGAAACGUCGUACGGCGCUGAAGGACAGGGAAUUGCGAAAUUCUGCUGUUUUUUGGGCUUAAAAGCGCCCCUACCGGAACCUAAACAGGAACGCUGGCAACACUGAUCCGCAAACGUCAACAUUCCCUUUUCGAAUCCUUCCAGCCGUCCCAGCCCUGACCUCAGCGGUGACCGGUGGCCCCCUCAACAUUCCUUCCCCCGUUUCCGACAGGGAUUUCGAUUCUCUUCUUUUUUUGACAGCUGGGACCGUACGCGAAACGCGACCGUGUAAAUGCUUGGAGUUAGGAUGCUGAUGCUGCAUUAUAGCAAACAUGGCGAGUGCAUACUCCAGGAAAUCGGUGCAGCAUUCCGGGGCGAGCAUGCAACAGACCUUCUGCUGAUCUGCGAUGGCAAGGAAACGGUGCGGGCCCACAAGCUGGUCCUGGCGGCCGCCAGUCCCCUCAUCCGAAUGAUCCUGGAGGAGACGCCCGUGCUGGACGGGGUCACGACGGUGUACUUCCCGGAGGUGCAGGUCAGCUACUUCCGGCUGCUGCUGGACUUUCUGUACUCGGGCCAGGUGUACGUGCGGUCCGUCGAGGAGUACCACCACCUGCAGGAUCUGCUCGCGCUGCUGCAGAUCAAGGCCAGCAUAUGGAAAAACAGCGAUGGGAGUGAUGCAGGGGAACCCCGCAAAUCCGAGCCCCUGGUGGACAUCAACCGCAACACCGAGGGCAUCACCGGCUCCAGCGUAGUCCAUCAGCACCCGUCCCGACGACGUCGCUCCAAAAGCCAGGACUCCCUGUCCGGGGACAGCGCCUCUGGCGGUGGUGGCACCGGCAGCCAAGCCGGCACGCCCAAAAAGGUCAGCGUCAAAAGCGAACGCCACUCUGCGGGAAGUUCGGUGGACGGCGAUGGGGACCGGGACCGCGAGGAAAACCUGGAAUAUCUGGACGAGGUUGAGGAGGCGAUCAUCAAGAGCAAUAACAACCAUCCCCUGCACCCGCAUCAGCACCAUCUGGUGGCCGGAAGUGGCGGUCAUCAUCAUCACCACCAUCACCAUCAUCACCAUCGGCAGCUGCAUCAGAUCAGUCGGCACGACGGCGAUGACGAUGCCGGCGGGGGGAGCGGGAAUGACGGUGCGAGUGAGGGUGGAAGUGGGGAAAGUGGCCGGGCUGGAUCGGUUGCGGGGGAGAGUGCCGGAGAUCGACCAACGCCGACGAAUUUGAGCAGCGGAGGGGGUGGGGCAGGAAGUGGACGCCGAAGUGGGAGCGGAGAACCGACGGAACCUGCGGAAGACGACGAGGACUACGAGCUGGACGUGGAAGAUCGGGGUGGUGAUGGGGACGAAGCGGCUGGCGAGGGAGAGACACGAUCGCGACGGUCGGAUCCUUCGGCGAACCGGAGACGGAGUUCGUCCGACCCGGUGAACCUGUCGAUCGUGAAGCAACAGCAGGACGUGGACUCGGACGAUGCGAACAUCGACGUGGAGACGAUAGGAACUGCGACGACCAAGACCCUCCUUCCGCCGCGCUACCUGGACCCGUUCCGAACCAAGCGGAAAGCGGCCGCGUACUACAUCCACCCGGCGGACGCCGAAGCGCUGAAACCGAUGGAUCACGAGGGGCUGCUGCACAACUCGCCCGACAAUUAUGUGGUGACGCCGCACCGGAAGCGCCGGCCCGGCUUCCACAACUCACCCGCCCAGAAUCCGCCCUUCGUGCCGAGCUACCUGGACGAUCUGAGGGCGCGCAGCAAGUGCUUCCUGUCGGCACCGCCAACGUACCUGCCUGAACUCCGACCCGGCUCCCCAACGUCGGUCCGACACGCCGAGAUCGCCGCCGGCCUUUCGAACAACAACAACAGCAGCAGCAACAACAAUAACAACAACAACCGGAUACGUCCGCCCAGCGCGGACAACAAGCUCGCGGUGGCCCCCUUUGUGUACCCGUGGCCAACGGCCGCCCUAGCCGGUCUUCCGGGCGGUCCGAGCGACCUGCUGGGACUGCCGUACGUCCACGGUGGCGGCCCGAACGCCGAGACGAGUCCGGCGGAUUUGCUGCAGCAGAUGAAGAACUUUGAGAACAGCCAGGCGGAGCUGAGCGCGCGGGCUUCGGCGGCCGGAGGAGGUGGCGGGGGAAGUGGGGGGAAUGGUUCCGGGAGUGGGGGAGUCGCGAGUGGUGGGGGUGGUGGGAGUAUGGGUGGCAACACGGCCGUGCGGGAAUAUCGCUGUGAGUACUGCGGCAAGACGUUCGGCAUGAGCUGGAACCUGAAGACGCAUCUGCGGGUUCACACCGGGGAGAAGCCGUUCGCUUGCCGGUUAUGUGUGGCCAUGUUCAAGCAGAAGGCUCACCUGUUGAAGCAUCUGUGCUCGGUGCAUCGGAACAUAAUCAAUGCGCCGGAAGCGGGCGGGAGGUACACGUGCUGUUUCUGCUCGCUGGUGUUUGAAACGCUGCAGGAACUGGUCCGGCAUCUGUCCGGCCACCACAACAACCUGCUGCUGAGCAAGAACCUCCACGAAUGAUACCAGCUGGCUGUGUCGCCGGAGGACGAAGAGGAAGCCGAACGGUUCCGUCGCUUCUGCUGCUGGAGGCUGGAGAUGUACACCGCAACGCGUCUGUAAGAUACGGAGUUCGUCGUGGCCCCACUGCUGUGAUACGAGGUUUUCCGCCAACCUUAGCUGAAAGGGCCUCGACUCAUCCCCACAACCCACACACAAACAAUCCCCACAAACAACCUUUGUAACCUGUUAAAAGACAGACCACGUGGUGGUCUCUACCUUUUGGAUACUCGAGUAUACGCCACAAACCCAAUUUACCAACUAUUACAAACACACACACACAACAUAGACACAACAGGAAAGAAUAGUAACCAAUAGACAGCAAACAGAACACAAGCAGACCGGACAGCAAGAGUGAGAAUUAGAGAGAGAGAGAGAGAGAGAUUAUUGUUUGUUUUUGGCUCCGCCUACUUGCGCUGCAGGCGCUUUAUUUUUAUUAUUUGUUAAAGACGUCAUUGUUUUCUAUUAUUAAAGUAUUGUCAACCAAUGUUGACACUAAAACAACACACGAGCACAAUUUUGUUAGGCGCACAAAACACUUAAAAUGGUUAAGUAUUUGUACUUUUUUGGUUCGUUCGUUUCGGUCUUUCGAUUAUUUUUUCUUGAUGGAAAUAUCGCACAAAAUUUCAAAUCUUCUUUCUUGGCUUUAAUUUUGAAUUACACGCAGGAAUGUUAACAAUAGAAAGCUUGCGCACAAAAUAAGAACAGUUGCGAUGGAGAAAACAAUAGUGAAUGCUGUCAGUUUGUGCUAAACAAAAUGACGCAGCUGUUUGAAGGAUGCAUCGAAUGGAAUUCAAGAGCGGGUCUCUAACGUUUAAACAAUGCCUACUGUACCAAAUAUUGAAGGUUGAAUGGUUUUACUUUAUUUUAAAUUCAAGCAAAUUUUUUUUGAU